AUGCAGAACAUCCUCGAUCAAAACUUAGACAUGGCCACAGCUCUGCUCGCCGGCGAGAAGCUGAAGGAGCUGAUCCUGCCGGGCUCAUCUCAGGAUGAGAAGGGCGGGGCACUGGCCAGCCUCAUGGUGCAACUCAAACUGGAGCUGCCCUUUGAUCGUGUUGUUACUAUAGGGACUGUCAUCAUCCCCAUCCUGCUGGUCACCCUUGUCUUCACCAGGAACUUUGCAGAGGAGUCUAUAUACUGUUACACACCGCACAACUUCACCAGAGAUCAGGCACUGUAUGCAAGAGGCUACUGCUGGACAGAGCUACGUGAUGCCAUUCCUGGUGUGGAGUCUCACCUCUGGCCCUCGCUAUUUGAACACAAGUUCCUGCCCUACGCCCUGCUGGCUUUUGCUGGAAUCAUGUACAUUCCUGCUUUGGGCUGGGAGUUCCUCGCCUCUACACGGCUCACUUCAGAGCUCAACUUCCUGCUUCAAGAGAUUGACAACUGCUAUCAUCGAGCUGCUGAGGGCCGAGCCCCAAAGAUCGAGAAGCAGAUCCAAUCCAAAGGACCUGGCAUAACUGAGCGAGAGAGGAGGGAGAUCAUAGAGAACGCGGAGAAGGAGAAGAGCCCUGAGCAGAACCUGUUUGAGAAAUACUUAGAGAGACGAGGCCAAAGUAACUUUCUGGCUAAGCUUUACCUGGCACGCCACCUGGCUAUUAUCUGCCUCAGUUCCAUCCCUAUUUCCUACCUGAGCGCCUACUAUGCCCGCCAAAGGCAGAAUGAGUUCACCUGUGCGCUGGGUGAGCCUCCAGACAUUAGCAGCUAUCAAGAGCUAAAGCUCAGGGUCAACUGUAAGCUGCCUGCUGUGCAGCUGCAGCGCAUCAUGGCAGCGGUGGACAUAGCUCUGCUCUGCACCAUGAACCUCAUCAUCCUGCUUAAUUUGCUGCAUUUGUUUGUGGUGCGCAAGUCCAACUUUGUAUUUGACAAACUGCAUAAAGUUGGUAUUAAAACACGGCGCCGCUGGCAGAAGUCUCAGUUCUGUGAUAUCAACAUCCUGGCCAUGUUUUGCAAUGAGAACAGGGACCACAUCAAGUCACUCAACCGGCUAGAUUUCAUCACUAAUGAAAGUGACCUCAUGUAUGACAAUGUGGUCAGGCAGCUGUUGGCUGCGCUUGCACAGUCCAACCAUGAUGCUACACCCACUGUGAGGGACUCUGGGAUACAAACGCUGGAUCCUAAUAUGGAUCCCUCUGAUCUCGGAGUGGGAGAGAUAGCUGGGGAGCCGUUGGUCAUCAAACGGCCCCGCAAGAAGAUUAAAUGGAUCCCAUCCUCAAAUCCUCUCCCUCAGCCAUUCAAGGAACCCCUAACUCUGACACGUCUGGAAAAUAACACCAAGCCUGAAAAACCCAAACCGCUCCGACGAAAGACGGUGGCAGACAGCUUCAUCGCACCACUUCUGGACAGCAAGGGCACACAACAUCCAGCAACAAAAGAUCUUAGUGGGAUGGAGAAAAAGCACACUCGCAACUUCUCUCUGGACGUUCACCCGUACAUGCUGACCAUUCGGAAGCCCAAGGUGGAGGUCGCAACCACAGAACCUCUACCUUCAGAGCACAUAGAUACGGUGUACCUCGAAGGAACACAUACUGUUGUUCAUGUGUCUGGUGCAAUUACAGAGACUAAGGUUCGCUCUCCAGAAUCGACCAACACUACCUUUUCUACAGUCACUCUGCCCACCACUACAUAUGUAAAUGGCGUGAGCCCCAACCCACCCUCCAGCGAGGAUCCACUCAGUCCCAAGUCCUCCCCUCCUCCAAAGGAGCCUCUCACCCUGGUGGAAAACCCUGAGUCUCAGCCACCACCCCUGACCAGAGCCCCCACACACCAGCUGCUGAGUAUACAUCAUACUCUCUUUGAGGAAGAGGAGGAUGAAGAAAACCGUAGAGACAGACUAGCGGGGAGACCGGGGGAACUCAUCGCCGCUGGGGAAUGUUGAAGGAGAGGAAGAGGAACGCUGACUGAGAUUCCCC
Molecule: messenger RNA, 2017 nt
Organism: Seriola dumerili (greater amberjack)
Lineage: Eukaryota; Metazoa; Chordata; Actinopteri; Carangiformes; Carangidae
Gene: panx2
Product: pannexin 2
Exons: 5
Coding region: 1-1983 (660 amino acids)
Biological process (GO): monoatomic cation transport; positive regulation of interleukin-1 production
Molecular function (GO): channel activity
Source: RefSeq, a predicted model, not a curated record